UCAAACUGCCAUAUCAUUCUUUGACAUAGCCGAUGCACUUCAGUAUAGGCUGGUUUCCAAAUUCUUUGUCGGGGGGGUGAACUCCUGAGGAGCGGAUGAAGAAACAAAUUUUGCUUUUGUUCACAUUCAGAGGAUUAGUAAGGAAAGGAAAAAAGAGUAAAAGAAGAAAAUGGCCAAUUUUAUAUUACGGACAGCUGAACCAAAGGAUGUUCCCGAUAUACUGCGACUCAUAAAGGAACUUGCUAAAUUUGAAGAGAUGGAGGAGAAGGUGGUGCUGACCGAGAAAGAACUACUUGAAGAUGGCUUUGGGGAUCACCCAUUCUACCACUGCUUGGUUGCUGAAGUCCCAAAAGAGCAGAGCUCAGAUGGGUACACCGUGAUUGCAUUUGCCAUGUACUACUUCACGUAUGACCCUUGGAUUGGAAAGCUUCUCUAUUUGGAGGACUUUUAUGUCAUGCAGGAGUUUCGUGGUCUUGGCAUUGGAUCAAAAAUUCUGAAGGUUCUAAGUCAGACGGCAAUGAGGACCCGUUGCAGCAGCAUGCAUUUCAUCGUAGCAGAGAAUAACAAGGAGUCUAUUGAGUUCUACAAGAGAAGAGGAGCGGCUGAUCUCUCAUACGAGGAAGGCUGGCGUCUUUUUGAGAUCGAAAAGGCGGAGCUGCUCAAAAUGUCUGCCAAAUAGAGUUCUCACUGACUUGUACUGACAAUUGGUCAUAGCAAUAAUCCUGUUCUGUUCAAUCAGAGAUUUGGCACAAUCUUAAUAAAUACAUUUAUCACUCAAA
Mugil cephalus (flathead mullet) is the source of this 779-nucleotide messenger RNA. RefSeq names its product diamine acetyltransferase 1-like. NCBI's taxonomy places the organism in Eukaryota, Metazoa, Chordata, Actinopteri, Mugiliformes, Mugilidae. The transcript is spliced from 6 exons. The coding region runs from base 170 to 679 and encodes 169 amino acids. Gene Ontology annotation, molecular function: N-acetyltransferase activity. The record is from RefSeq and is a predicted model, not a curated record.